UUAAGACACAUAAGAGAAUAUAAAUUUGUAAUUAGGAAAAAGGAACUCGUUCCAUCAAUCAUCAGUUACCGGUAAUUCUAUUCGAAUUCGCUUCUUUUUCAUGUCUACCAAUAUUUAUCAUUCUAUUUUUAUUUGUUCUUCUUUAUUCCGUUGAAUUGAAUCCUCAGAUAUGGAAUCGAAUGAUGGAGAAAUUGACCGGUUAGAGAGGGGUUUGUUGGUCGAACAUGAAGAAUCUGAAGAAGAACCAGUUAUCUAUACGGCGUCGUUUGAAGAGAGAGAAGAGAAUUUCGUCAAGUAUCAAACAGUUCGAUGGGUAUUGUAUUCACUGUUGCUAUUAUUGGCUUGGGGAAUAGGGCUAAUCAUGUUGAUUUAUUUGCCCAUUCGGAGGUAUAUUUUACGCAAAGACAUCCGCUCCAGGAAACUUUAUCUCACUCCCAACGCCAUUGUUUACAAAGUAACAAGACCAGUUCCAUUUCCAUGUUUUGGGGAUUUGAAGAAGGAGAAGUAUGUUCUAUUGCCAUCAGUUGCUGAUAUUGUAGUUGAACAAGGUUACCUACAGUCUCUGUGUGGGGUCUAUUCGAUAAGAAUUGAAAAUGUUGGUGUGAGAAGAUCUCCGAGAGAUGAUCUCCAAAUCCAAGGAAUUGCAGAUGCUCUUGAUUUCAGGAAGGCUGUUCUGAUGCAACUAUCAAAUCUUAGAAGUAAAGCAUUCUCUAGACAAGCUUCAGUUGAUGAUACUUCGAAUUUGCAAAUUAGUCAUUCCUGUACUACUUCGAUGUCGCCAUCGAGAUCCAUCAAGCAUGAUUCAUUAUCUCAUUCUGGAGAUGCUGCAGUAUUACAGAAGCUGGAAGAAGUUGGAAGUUCCGUGAAGAGGGUUCAAAAUCUGAUUGAAGAACACCACCUCCAAACAUCAGAACUUGCGGCUUAAGGUGCACUUGUUCAUUUCAGAUACUUGGCAAAAUGAGUUGGAUGUUUAACUGCAAAAGCUGCAAUUCCAGUCGCUUCUCAUUAAAUGGGGUUUGCUUCCUCAUUUCAUAUCAAGUAUGGUUGUUAAACAUGGCUUCUCUGGAACAAGAAUGCCCUGUUAAUAGUUUCUAGUCAACAUAGGUAGUGGUCUUGCUGAUUCCAUUGACUGUCUCAUCUAGAGUUUUGAUAAAUCGUUGCAGUGUUUAUUGUGGAAAUAUCUGCUGCAAUAAAUUUUAUCUCUUUCAUAUUUUGAUGCUCAUCUUGUUAUCACUGUAAAGUUGUUCGUUGAGGUAACCCUAUUUGGUUGAAUUACUCUUAUGCUGAUCUGGAGUUCUGCAUUUCCUAAGCGGCCCUUUUGCUUUGAGCUACACAAGAUUUCUCUCUCUAUCUCCUUCUUUCUUUCUUUCAUUCAUCUUCUUCCUCAACAAGUUAACUUAUUGAUGAAGAGCACCUUCCCUUAUGAAGACCAUUAGUAACAGACAUUCUAAUCAGUUGUCACAUCGUGAAUCUGUUUCAGAAAUUCUAAGGAUUUUGAUGUUGCAUCUAGUUGGCUUUGGUGCUUAUCCAUAUUCCGGCAUUAUAUCAACAGUUGUGAACUAUUCAGUGAAAAACAAAACAAAACAGUUGUGAACUACUCUAGAAUCCAUCCAAUUGUUUGCGCAUCAAGGUAAUCCACUACUUUCAAGGCUUUAAACAAUCCUGUUCCAACAUGCUUGGUCGUCCAGCUACAUCCAAUUACAGGCACUGAUGAUGCUGGUUGUCUCCUUUCCUACACUAGUCUUGACGAGAUAAUUUUAUCGCCAAUAAACUUUACUUCUACAACUUUGUCCUAAGUCAUGGUUCUACAGUGCUUCCUACUCUGUUCCUAUC
Messenger RNA from Solanum tuberosum (potato), 1833 nucleotides. RefSeq lists its product as uncharacterized. Bases 170 to 925 code for a protein of 251 amino acids. The transcript is spliced from 7 exons. Lineage: Eukaryota; Viridiplantae; Streptophyta; Magnoliopsida; Solanales; Solanaceae. The record is from RefSeq and is a predicted model, not a curated record.